This is a messenger RNA of Theobroma umbraticum, 1383 nucleotides long. Its product is annotated as glycosyltransferase family protein. Lineage: Eukaryota; Viridiplantae; Streptophyta; Magnoliopsida; Malvales; Malvaceae. The record is from RefSeq and is a predicted model, not a curated record. Gene Ontology annotation, biological process: positive regulation of SREBP signaling pathway.
UUUAUGGGCUUGGGGAGUUGGGCUGUCCUUCAACCGAUGACUUGCAUUCUCGGGCGUCGGAGCUCGGGGAAGACAGGAGAGUAAAAGGAAGAAAUAAGAAAUUUUGAUCGGUUCUAAAAUCCAAGACGAGUAUGUCGAAAUCCAAAUCCAGGUUAAUUUUAUCCUGGGUUUUCUUUCAGCAACUCCUUGUUCAAUUCUCAUUCACCAUGUCAGCUACCAGGAAGGAGAUUGGAUUUCCAGAGAGGCUUAUUUGCAGAACAACAGUUCAAGGAAGAUAUUUAUUAUCUGAUGAUAAUGGUUAUGUGUGUGAUGCUCUCUCAUUGGAUCCACAGUCCCGUUGCUGUCCUGAAAGAGGAGACAAAUUCUCUUGUCAUGGAUGCAACAUUCUUUCACAGUGUUGUAACUCCUAUGAAUUUUGUGUUUCAUGCUGCCUACACCCUGCUCAAACACAAAAAGAACAAGUACUGAAACUGAAAAUAGCUAAGCCAGCUACAGCAGGGGCUUAUCUCAGCGUCUUUGAUUUUUGUGCUGGGAGGUGUCGUCACAAUUCUGAAAGUGUGGUUCACGAAAAUGCUUACAUUAGUGAUUUUCAUCAUUGCUUCUCUCUCCCAUCAAAUUCUACUGGGUCCUCUGUCACACCUGUAGAAGCCAGACUACAUGGAAUUAAUGUUAUCAUUGGAAGGAAAGGAGAGUCUUGUGAUUCAGUUUGCAGGUCAAAUGGACAAUCAUGCGUAUUAAAUAAGCUUUUGGUACUUAACCACUGUGAUAUUAUCCAGAAAUAUAUGAGCUGCAAAGGAGCAUGCUUGGCAAGUGUUGGUGCAGAUCAACCUGCAGAAGUUGUUGAUGAUGCUCCCAAACAUUUGAAUCCAGGAGCAUGUUUGUAUACUCGAACGCAAUCAAUGCUGUCAUGUGAUGGUUCACAUCUGCAUACCAAGAGACUUUGCCCUUGUGCAUAGUGCAUUAUUUUGGGAUGAAGCAUGUCUCAAAUCUGUUCUCGGCUGUAUGUUCCGAAGAACUUUUCAAAGGCUUCAACUUUCAGAGGAUAAAUUUUUUCAGACCAAUACAUCCAUCUGUUUGUGUUUUUACAUGUUCCCAUUACAGCAAGUUAAACUGUAUACAGUUGCAUGUUGUAGCAUUAUUGCACAAAUUAGAGGGCAAAAUGCCACUGACAUGCUAAUUUAUGUUGAAGCACUCAUGCAACCGAAUCAGACUGUGGAGAUGGGAUAUUUUUGUAAUUUUGAGUCGGUUAAAUCAGGGGGUGAAGUCAAGGGAAAAGUUGUAAUCUUCCAAGCUAAGCAUUAAAUUGACUUUGCUUCCAAGUAAGCUGACAGCAUUCAGCUUAUAAUAUGUUUUACAGAAUUGUUAUUAUUAUUCCUUUUAAAA